This is a messenger RNA of Marchantia polymorpha subsp. ruderalis, 4664 nucleotides long. The record is from the annotation of a GenBank genome assembly. NCBI's taxonomy places the organism in Eukaryota, Viridiplantae, Streptophyta, Marchantiopsida, Marchantiales, Marchantiaceae.
AAAUUCUUGAUUUUCUUUGAUGGUUCGGGCUAACUAUAUCUACUCGCGCUCAGAUCAAUGGCAUCAAAAAGAAAAUCAGCUGUAUUUAUGGGCGUGGGGGAGGCAGUACUUAGCUUACUUCCUUCAAGAUUUUAAAAAAUUUCCUGAAUCUCGGUGUCAAAGCCGUAACAAUAAUGCCAACGGGGAGGCGGAGGAAUCCGCUUGUUUUGGUUAGUACAGCUGCAGUCGUCGACAAUGUUCUUAGUAGGAGUUGUUCGGAACUGGGGCAGGAGAACGAAGUGGAGACGGAUCUUGGUUUAAAAAGUCCGAGUACUGCCCUUACUGCAGGGCUGCUUCUCUGGAAUGGAAGAAACUCUCUGGCGGAGUGUUCUUCUGUAGAGGAUGAGUCAACUGCGAUUAUCAAGCUCCUCGAAAGAAGAGGUGGAGGCAAUGAAAUUGCCGCCUUUGAUGAGCUAACGACUGUAGGAGUUUCUGCAUCUCUUCUAAGGCGUCUUUCAUUAAGUUCUGGUGCAUGGGUCAUCCUGAGAGAAACGUCAACAAAUUUGGCAAGGCCAGCAAGGGUAGUGGUUCUUGAUCCACCAGGAAGCCCUGAACCAGCUGAAGGAUCUCCACAUGAACUUUCUAACACCAGUGAAGGGGUCAAAACGUCUACUUUGAACGGUUUUCCGGUUUAUUACUUCGCAGACCAAAAUCCGACAGUUGAUGAUUGUGUGGCCUAUCUGUCUCCAGUUCUGGCUUUGAACCUGGGUAUCCAUGUGUCGUGGCUCGAGUUCUUAACUUCUUCUAAACCUGAUCAGAAGCAUGAGGAUGAAAACCUUCAAAAUCAAGUUGAAAAAUCGACCGCAAGAAAAAGUCUUGCCGAAACUCCUUCUUGGUGCCACUCCAUAAUCAUAAGUCCUUUUCUGCCAAUCCUGGAAACUCCCCUGUCUGAAAACAAGAGUUUAGUGAAUGAAUAUCUGACAGGACGUAGACUGCCCCGAUUGCCUAGGAUCAAACAUGCAUCUCACAUGCGGAUUGGAAUGGUGAGAGCUCCGAGUGAAAGUUUGUUCCAUCCACCAACGAAAGGACGCCAAGCGGAGAUAGAUUCUUCUCUUCGGGAAUUUUUUAAACUCCCUAGAUUUCUUGCCAAGGGUGAUGUUUUUUCGGUCCAGCUUGGGCAUGGGCACGGCCCAAUUGAGGGUCACCAGGCCCUUUAUUGUAGCAGUUCAGAGGCAAACUCCAAGCGAGAGCAUUAUUAUAAGGUGCUUGCUCUUGAGCCCUCUACAGAACCGUUUUUAUGUGUGAGUCACAACCACACUGCCUUGGUUCUUGCGGGGUCUUUGGCCACUCAAUUACCUCCGCUCACAAGGUCUGCUCGUCUUCAUAAGGUCUUCUUGCGAACUCCAGCCGUUCGGCAGUUGUCACAACUACUUGCACCCUGCUUGCAUCCCCGAGUUACUCCACUUGAAUUGCGAUUGGCCGUACUUAUUCAUGGGCCAUCUGGCUCUGGCAAACAAACAGUGGUGAGAUUAGCUGCAGAGGAUCUCGGUGUAAAUGUCUUGGAGUUCAAUUGCUAUGAUUUUGUUGGAGCCACAGAAGGGAAGACAACUGCUGCUCUUGUUGAAGCGUUCAAAAGUGCUAAAAGGUAUUCUCCAUCUAUACUCUUGCUUCGCCGAUUUGAAGCUUUGGCCAAAUCUUCAUCAGGGGGAACUUCUCCUGGACACCAGCAAGGCGCUGUAUCUCGAGUGACAUCUGUGCUCAAGACAUGCAUCCAAGUUCACUUGCCUAACACCAUUCAGGAAGACGACGUCAGCACAAAUCUUUGGACGGAUGAGGAUGAAAGUACAGGCCCUGAAAGCAAAGAAUUUGGUUCAAUCCCACUCAAGUUUGCAGGCAUCGGACAUGGGCUUAGAGAGGGACUUGUGCUGGUUGUAGCCGCUUGCGAAAGUGCAGAAAAUCUUACCCCUUCUUUUCGCCGUUGCUUCACUCAUGAAUUGGCAGUCGGAAUGCCAGAUGAGGAUCAAAGGCUGGCCAUACUACAUCAUUAUCUUGGCAGGAGGGAGCGUGAUACUACGGAUGACACCUUGGAGGAGUCAUUGAAGCUGAUUGCAUCACAGACUUCUGGUCUUACACCUCGAGACUUGCGGUCAGUAGCAGCGGAUACAGGCGCUGCUGCUAUCACCCGGCUAAUUCAGGAUGGCUUGUACUCGGAGAAAGAAAUUUUCAGCAGUAAGUUGGAGUCUCACCCUAUCCUGGAACCAAAGAACGAAUCCAAGUUUACCGGCGAGAGCUAUCCAAGCGACGAAGACAAAGACGCAGAUAUGCGAGACCUUGUGCGCCUUACUUCCAGAGAUCUAGAAAAGGUGUUGGAGAGAGUCAAAUUAAGAACAGCAUCUGCCAUUGGCACUCCAAAGGUACCGAAUGUGAAGUGGGAGGACGUGGGUGGUCUUGAGGAUGUGAAGAAAGCUAUUUUGGACACCGUACAGUUGCCUCUACAACAUAGAGAGCUCUUUGCAUCAGGACUUCGGCAGCGUUCAGGCGUUCUUUUAUAUGGUCCUCCAGGGACUGGCAAGACACUAUUGGCGAAGGCAGUAGCCACAGAAUGCUCGCUUAACUUUCUAAGUGUCAAGGGGCCAGAGCUUAUAAACAUGUACAUUGGCGAGUCUGAAAAGAACGUUAGAGAGAUCUUCCAUAAGGCACGAGCAGCAAGACCUUGUGUGGUGUUUUUUGAUGAGCUAGAUGCUCUGGCACCUGCACGCGGGGCAUCGGGCGAUUCAGGCGGUGUCAUGGACCGAGUAGUAUCUCAGUUGCUUGCUGAAAUUGAUGGAGUAAGCGACAACUCACAAGAUUUGUUCAUCAUUGGAGCAAGCAAUAGGCCCGAUCUCAUCGACCCAGCUUUGUUACGACCUGGCCGAUUCGACAAGUUGUUGUACGUGGGAGUAAGCUCAGACAAUUCGUACAGAGAGCGGGUGCUACAAGCUCUUACUCGGAAAUUUAUAUUGGAUAAGAACGUGUCCUUAAAAGCUCUUUCAGAGAGAUGCCCCGUGAACUACACUGGUGCAGAUAUGUAUGCAUUGUGUGCUGAUGCGUGGCACCAAGCGGUUAAACGCGAGGUCUCAAAAUCUGAACGGAGACGUGGAGGCAGCAGCGACAAUGUCAUUGAUGAAGUGGUUGUCAAGCAAGAAGACUUCAUGAAGGCUAUGGGAGACUUGACACCAUCCUUGUCAAAAGCAGAACUUGAUCGAUACGAGAGACUUAGGCUUCAGUUCCAAGGUCAAGGCCAACAGCAGCGGCAAGCUUCUGCCACGUUAUCAUGAGUCUGUUGCUCGCAAGCUGUGCUUCACUGAAUUCAGUUAAAGGCUGCAUUUCAACAAGUCCAUCGGCAGGGAUCACUAUUUCCCACCGGAAGCAAAGCAAAAGGUUCUGUCAAGCGGGGACAACUACAGUACGGAGCUGAGAGCACAGGAGUGGAAGAUGAUCGAUGGCAGUACCACAGUCAAAGCAGGUGACAUGCUAUAUCGAGUUAAAGUAAGCAGACAAGUAUGAAAGCGAGUGCGUGUGCGUUGUGUGCAAGGAUAAAGACAGUGACAGUUAGAGAGUAAUAAAGGGCAGGGGAGAAACACAUGAAUCACGAGAAGAGUAAAUUAAACGGAAUGGCUCGAUGUCGCUUAUCGAAGGCCGAGAAGUACCUGGUUGGCCACAUGGAAUAUGGCGCCAGUUCCCUUUUCCGCCGAAACAGAGAUAUUUAUGACCCAAAGUCAGGACCCACCGCCAAACCAUAUGGGUUUUGCCACUUGGAGCCUUCUUACCACAAUGGCAUUUGAACCCAACAGGUGGGAAAUAUCGUUAUCUGUCAUCCACCUACUAGGAGGCACGACACUCUCGGACUCCGUUAUUCUUGUUCAACGAUGAUGACAUGUUCUUUAUGCCAUUGACCUGGUAGGUAAUCCCAGCCAGUCGUGUUUCGGGCUUCAACAGCUCAGAUCGGCUCAUACCGUGGCCCUCACUUGCUCUUUGCCUUAACAUAGAUCCUCCCAUCUUCCAUUCAGACACGUCUCUCAAUCUUGCAUCACUGUGCUUAUCGCCCCUCCGUCUUCUGUCACCCCGCGCUCGACUUCAUAGUUUGUCAGACGAGAGAACAUACGACUCUGAUUGAUGGUUCGGCCUGUCGCCAUGUGAUCCUACUUCUUGACUGUUUUGCACUUGAUUUUGCGCUUUCCCGUAGACGUAUGAACUCGAAGCAUUAGAGCUUGACCUCUCGCCCUCGCGCGGAUCGUCUUCGGCUCCGGCUCGUCCCUCCCGGACACGUUCGAGCCUGGAAUGUAUUCAUGGUCGCACAGUGCAGGGCAGCCUCGGCGAAUCUUUAACUCGGCUUCUAUUGUUGGAACUGAGCCGAUCAAGAGGCUUUCCGCACUCUUCUCGAGCACACGUCAAAACCGCCAGGUCUGCAUGAUUCGCUGCACAUUCCUCUGGACUCUUACAUCAUAACCACGGUCGCUUGCUAAACGUGAUGAUUCCGAGCUCAUCUGCUUCUAAUCUCUUCCAGACACGUUCACGACCAGCAGCACUAAUUGUCGUCUUACAGCCCACGCUAAUAAUAGUUUGUCCUUCAUUCUACUUCCUCCUCCUUAUCUCCGGUCCGUAACUUUUCCGCAUCCGUAUAAUCAUACGGUCUGAGGUUUCGU